AUGGCGACAAUUGAGCAAGUGGCUUCAGAGAAAUUCGGAAUAAGCAAACUGAAGGCAUUUCAGAAAGAAACACUAGAAAAACUGCUUGAAGGAAGGGAUGUAUAUUUGUCAAUGAAGACAGGGGGUGGGAAAAGCUUGUGUUAUCAAGCUUUCCAAGUGUUGUGGACUGAAAAAAAUCACCGUCCCUGCAAUGUAUUAGUGAUAUCUCCUCUCAUUUCAAUAAUGAAAGAACAAUGCGAGUUUUUGCAGUCACUUGGAUUUACUGCAACAUACAUCGGUAGAAAUUCGGAAGAAGAUGCACAGAUAGCAGAUGAGACGUUUCAGUUUUUAUUUACCUCUCCGGAAGCGAUAUUGUCUGUUAAUAAGUGGCGAGAUAUGGUGACCAGAAGUCAACACUUCAAAUUGAUAGUAAUAGAUGAAGCCCACACUGUUUUACGAUG
Messenger RNA from Saccostrea cuccullata (small rock oyster), 440 nucleotides. RefSeq names its product probable ATP-dependent DNA helicase RecS. NCBI's taxonomy places the organism in Eukaryota, Metazoa, Mollusca, Bivalvia, Ostreida, Ostreidae. The transcript has a single exon. Gene Ontology annotation, molecular function: 3'-5' DNA helicase activity; ATP binding; nucleic acid binding. The annotation marks the transcript as partial. Gene Ontology annotation, cellular component: chromosome; cytoplasm; nucleus. The record is from RefSeq and is a predicted model, not a curated record. Gene Ontology annotation, biological process: double-strand break repair via homologous recombination.